Messenger RNA from Salvia miltiorrhiza (redroot sage), 1660 nucleotides. Its product is annotated as protein LAZY 1-like. Gene Ontology annotation, biological process: gravitropism; regulation of auxin polar transport. The coding region runs from base 189 to 1397 and encodes 402 amino acids. The record is from RefSeq and is a predicted model, not a curated record. The transcript is spliced from 5 exons. Lineage: Eukaryota; Viridiplantae; Streptophyta; Magnoliopsida; Lamiales; Lamiaceae.
AAAAAACAGUAGUUAUGUAAAAAAUUACUGAUACCUUUCAACUUCAUAAUGUUUGCAAAUAGUUCCUAUUAACUUCAAACCUCAGUAGCUUUUCCAACAAGAUUAAUAGUAACCAUAACACUCAGUCUAUAUAAAGUUCAAUUGUUUCACAUACUCUUCUUAUCAAGCUCUCUAGCAGUACGAACAAAAUGAAGAUAUUAGGUUGGAUGCAUCGCAAGUUCCGGCAGAACAGCAGCGAAACUCCAAAAGAAUUUUCCUUUGGUUUUACUGGGCAACCAUCCUUGGACGACCUUCAGUCCUACCCAAAAGGAGGUUAUGGCAGUAAGCCCUUCAUCAAAGCCCAUAGAGACAUCUAUCGGAGAAACUCAUUUACCAGUCUAGAAGCUGCAAGAGGGGAAGAGGAGGACCUUGAAGAAGAACAGGCAACUGCUCUGACAGAGCUCUUUCAUGGGUUCCUUCAUAUUGGUACUCUAGGUACAGAACCAGUUAACACUGACCCAGCGACACCAACAUUUUCCAUCUCUGUGGAUGACAUAGCUGAAAAAGAGACCAAAGUGACAGAAAAUGAACUGAAGCUAAUCAAUGAUGAGUUGGAAAAGGUUCUGGCAGCUGAAGGUGACAGCUGCAAUGCUUCAUCUGGAAGAAACAGUCAUGUCAGUGCUGGACGUAACAGUCAUGUUAGUGCUGGACGGAACAGUCAUGUUAGUGCUGGAAGGAUCAGUCAUUGCAGUACAAUUACACUCAGCGGCAAGCCUAUUGAAAAUGCUGAGACAUGUGGCAGUGAAGCAACCAUCUGUCCUCUACAGAGCUAUCUUUUUGGAUCAGCCAUUGGGCUGCAAGAGACAACACCACCAGUAAGGAAAGAACAAAGGACAUCUCUUGGGGAGCUAUUUCAGAAGACUAAGCAAGCAGAAGACAAUUUUGGAACUAAACCUGACAGGGGUGAGAAGCGACCUGAAAAGGAAACUGAAAAAUCUGCUGUGCAUGUCAUGAAAAAGAUGCUGAAAAGAAAAAUUAUCCAUGCUUCCUCAAGGAGUACUACAGCAAACUCAGGCGUAAUAGAUCCUACAACAGCUGAAACAAAACUGCAUAAGAUCCUGCAGAUUUUCAACCGGAAGGUCCAUCCUGAGAACUCAACUUCUUGUUCCCAGUCUCAUAACCCCACCAAAAAUGAGAUCAAGAACAUCAAUGCCCAUUUGAUGGCAUCUAAUAGUGGAGGCCUACGACCCUCUGCUGAAGAUAUCAUAAUUUAUCCACAACAAGCCAUCUCAAAAGAAAACACAUGCAGCUACAAGAACCAAUCCCACUUACCCCAGUACACAAAAAGCAGUGGCGACGUUACUGGGAGCGAGCUCUGGGUCAAAACUGAUGCAGACUACUUGGUGUUGGAGCUCUGAUGAUGGAAAAAGCCAAGUUGAGGUGCCUGGCUCUUAGUGAUGCAAAAUUAUAAGAGAUAUUUAAAAAUCUAAGAUUUCCUGUGUGGAUUUCAUAUUUGAGUGGUUGUUUCAUGAUGAGUUUGCAAGAAUGAUAAUAAGACAGGCAUUGUAUGUGUCUGCUUCUAUUGUGUGUAGUGAAGCUAUUCUAUUAUGUCCUGUAAAACUUCAGAUAAUUUUACUGUUUCUGCUUAGCAGUGGUGAAAUACAAGUAUCAAGUUAAAUAA